Lineus longissimus is the source of this 3537-nucleotide messenger RNA. Its product is annotated as ATP-binding cassette sub-family D member 2-like. Lineage: Eukaryota; Metazoa; Nemertea; Pilidiophora; Heteronemertea; Lineidae. The transcript has 9 exons. The coding region runs from base 90 to 2366 and encodes 758 amino acids. The record is from RefSeq and is a predicted model, not a curated record. Gene Ontology annotation, biological process: very long-chain fatty acid catabolic process; long-chain fatty acid import into peroxisome; fatty acid beta-oxidation. Gene Ontology annotation, molecular function: long-chain fatty acid transmembrane transporter activity; ATP hydrolysis activity; ABC-type transporter activity. Gene Ontology annotation, cellular component: peroxisomal membrane.
GCCGCCACCAUGUCAAAGAUUUUUUUCUGCAAAAUUUCUAAUUUGUCUCCGAAUUUUGACGAAUUAUAGCAAGAAUCAGCAACGUAAACAUGUCAAAAUUGCUCAGUGUAAGCACGAAGGCCCAGCAGUAUGGAGGGAAGGUAGCUGGUGGAGCUGCCGCCGCCAUUGUCGUGAGUUUUGCAGUGAGAAAGCUGUAUCAAAGGCUGUCAAAGUCCAAGGAGUCAAAGUCCAAAACAAAGCAUUUGUCACGAAAUGCAUCGGAGAAUGGAGAAUUGGUACUUUCGCCCACCCAUGGAAUGCCAGAGGAUGCUUCGAAAGAGAAAUCAACCUCACACGCUGUUAAUAUGGCAUUUUUGGGUCAGUUGAGGGAAUUGGUGAAAAUUAUGAUUCCCGGAAUCUGGACAAAGGAAUUUGGGAUUUUGGUUCUUCACACCAUGUCGCUAGUCACGAGAACAUUUCUGUCUAUUUUUGUUGCUAAACUAGACGGCAAAAUUGUACGUGCAAUUGUCCAAAGGAAUGUCACAAAAUUUGUAUGGCAGUUGUCGAAAUGGCUGUUGAUUGCUGUUCCUGCAACAUUCGUGAACAGCUUGAUUCGAUUCCUGGAAAGCCAACUUUCCCUGGCGUUGCGAAGCAAACUUGUGAAACAAGCCUACAAAUCUUACUUUGACAGUCAGACAUAUUACAGAGUUGAUAACCUGGAUGGUCGGAUCUCAAAUGUAGACCAGUGCUUAACCGAGGACAUCACUUGUUUCACGUCUUCGUUGGCACAUCUAUAUUCUCAUCUGACAAAGCCGUUGCUCGAUGUUGCUCUCAUGGCAUUCACGUUAUACCAGCUUGCCAGCAGCAGAGGCGCCAGUUCAAAGGUGCCAACGAUAAUGGGAACCGUCGUCAUCAUCUUAACUGCCCAUCUAUUGCGAGCCGUGUCUCCACGAUUUGGGAACCUAGUUGCAGAGGAAGCACAUUACAAGGGUUACCUUCGAUAUGUACAUUCAAGAAUAAUUGCUAAUGCUGAAGAAAUAGCUUUUUAUGGAGGCCACAAGGUUGAGAUGAACCUCUUACAGAGGAGUUACCGAGCCCUGGCAGACCAGAUGGACCUGAUCUUCAAGAAGAGACUCUGGUACAUCAUGUUGGAGCAGUUUCUGAUGAAAUAUGUGUGGAGUACAUCAGGAAUGAUCAUGGUAGCAGUGCCAAUACUCACUACAAAAGGGAAGAGGUCAGAUGGUACAUUUAUUGAUGAUGACCCUGAUGGUGGUGUCAGUGAGAGAACCCAGUCAUUCACAACUGCCAGGAACCUGCUAGUCUCCACUGCUGAUGCUAUUGAGAGGAUGAUGUCUUCAUACAAAGAAGUGACAGAACUUGCUGGUUAUACGUCUCGUGUAGCAGAUAUGUUCAAUGUCUUCAGAGAUGUCAAGGCUGGGAUAUACGUGAGGAAGUCGGUCACAAGCACUAAAAGGACUUUAAAGGGGAGUGGAAGGAUAGAAGGAGAGCUAGUCAUGAGGGGUAAGGUUGUGGAUACCCAAGACACUAUUAUCUGUGAAGACGUACCUGUGAUAACUCCCAAUGGAGAUGUAGUGGUGGAUAGCCUUUCGUUUAAGGUUACUGAAGGAAUGCACUUGCUAAUUACUGGUCCUAAUGGGUGUGGUAAGAGCUCCCUCUUCCGUAUACUCAGUGGAUUGUGGGUCGUCUAUCGUGGCACACUCCAUAAACCAAGGCCAGAAAACAUGUUUUAUAUACCACAGAGGCCAUACAUGUCGAUUGGCACUCUGCGAGACCAGGUGAUAUAUCCAGAUACCGUGGAUGAGAUGAGAGAGAAGGGUUUCUCUAAUGCUGACUUGGAGAAUAUUCUUGGUAUCGUGAACUUGCAGUACAUCAUACACAGAGAAGGAGGGUGGGACGCUGUCAGUGACUGGAAGGAUGUUUUAUCCGGUGGUGAGAAGCAAAGAAUGGGCAUGGCUAGGAUCUUCUACCACAAGCCCAAAUUUGCCCUCCUGGACGAGUGUACUAGUGCUGUGUCGAUUGACGUGGAAAGUAAGAUGUACCAGAAGGUGAAGGAUGAGGGGAUUAUACUGUUGACAAUCACUCACAGACCAUCUUUGUGGAAAUUCCACAGUCAUCUUCUACAGUUUGACGGCGAGGGUGGAUGGCGAUUAGAGGAGUUGGACACUGCCGCUAGGGUUUCACUCAACGAGGAGAAACAGCGCUUGGAGACGCAGCUCGCCGGCGUACCGAAGAUGCAACACCGUCUCAAGGAACUCUGCAACAUUCUCGGCGAUGAUUCGGUGCUCUUGAACAAGGAGGGGAAACUUCUAGAUGAAGAUGAGGUAGAUGUAGAAGUCGAAGUGGAAGACUUGGAGAAGGAUGACUAAGAAACCGUUCAUUUGAACUGGUCUGAUCUCAUUUUACUUAAGUAAACAACAGAAGGUGUACUUCUCAAACGUGGCGAAUGAGAACUCCUUCACCUUGAAAGUCAAAGACUUUUGGCAAGUUUCUCAGUGUUGAUUAGCUGACUGAGUGUGUAGUGUAGGUGUAAUAGUUUCCAGGUGUGUGUUAUCAGCGGGUAAUGUGAUUAUAAUAUAUCAGAAUACUGAUUUCCAGGGCAGUCUUUGAAUUGAAGUGUUUCACGGUGUAAGACUGAUUGUGAACACUUAAAGGUAGAAUCGUCCUGUAUAUUUAUUUCUGCCGAACAAGAAGUCAAUAUAAAAUGUACAUAUUUUGUUUACAUAUAUACGAUUUGAUCUGGGGAAAGCAAUAUUUGGAUUGUGUCUGUGAUUACACAAUGUUCAUAAAGGAGUUCCAUACUGUAAAACCACCAAAUUUCAUGAGGCUUUUUGUUUUCAUCAAAAUAAAAAUCAUGAAAUUUUUAAUUUUUUAAAAGAAAUUUUUGCAUAAAGAGGUCAUUCCUAUAUAGAUAGUGACUGAAGGGUGAAAAAUAUUAGCACUGUCAUUAUAAAUCAUUCACAGAAAUUCAUGGAAGUCUGGCUUUAUUUUACUUGGAUGUGCUGUGCACAAUGGCCAUAUGUACCUUUAUAGUUUAUUUUUUGAUGUGGAUCACUAUCGUGAAAAGAAUGCAAAUAUGCCAGCAGUAAAACUGUAAAAGCAUAUUUCUGAACUCACAUGAACUGGAUACAUUAGCAGAAUGGACAGUUCUUCGAAGUCCCAAUUCCAGUUUCCAACUCUGUUUUGGGAUCAGUAAUGCGUGUGACAGAUUUUUGAUGUAACGUCAACGAACAAAAAUUACUGGUCAAGUAUCAUACACAUGUACAUGAAAGUUUUACUCUGAUAUGUACCGAUACAUUUUGUAUUUAUUUUAUCAUGUUCUUACAUAGAAUGGAACAAGAACUAGUCCCACCAGUUAUAUUCAAUUCAUUGCCAUUGAAGUUUGUUAGAGUAGUUUUCUGGUAUUGGGUCUGGAUGGAAUUCUUUCUUUAGUCAAAACUGCUUUAUUCAAUAUAAGUUAUGUGAUAAUUGUAGAUUGUGAAAAAAUUGUUGUAAUACAGCAAAGCAAGAGCUCCAACAAUAAAAAUUUUACAACACAUC